UACUUGCAUUUAAGUAGGCGGAGUGCUGGGGCAAGGCAUAAUUUCGACGAUGGGCACAUAGCAUAGCAUAUAUAUAUAGAAUCAAUCAACUGAUUAAUUGCAGCUGUGCAAUGCUGAAGUUUUUGCCUCAGCUUGAUGUUUGGUGACAUAGUUACUCGUUUAAUUAUGCAGCUUCAUUAUUAUUGAUAAAAACAAUCCCUUUAAGUGCGAACAGCUAUGUUUUGCGCUCAUCUGGCGCAUUCAUCAGAUGGUGCCAUGUUUCCUCGGAGAAGAAGGCAUUGAAUGUCAGUGUGGUGCUCGGAUUACACUAAAGUCGGUCAAUAACUUCGGGGACACAAACACCCAGCACAAAGCGUUUAAGUGACCACAAGUGAUCAAGAUGUUCCUCCUCCUCUUCUGGUUUACCCCCAUCCGAAGUGAUCUUAAGUUUUGGGAUGCCAUGCUAGUUCAGUUGACCGGUUUAAUGGCUCGAACUUAAUUUGCGCCCUCCAGGAGAGAGGAAAGUGGCCAGCAAAAAGUUGCAUGCCAAAAAAUAUGCGAAACAACCAGGCAGACAACACCCAACGGCAAAAACUCGGCCUGGAGAGAAAGAGGCAGCGGCAGCGACGCGUCUGGGGGCUUACAGUUGCGGUCGCAAUGCUAGUGGCGCUUCGACAGAGAGUAUACCCAAUUAAAACACCAGAACAAAUUAUUUCGAAAAAUAUAUUGUUGCAUACUUUUAGAAACUUGUAUUUGAGUUCUUAAAACCGGUUUACUCCCUACUGCAAAUUUGAUACGAAAAGCGGGGAUAUUGGGUAUACAAUAAAUCUAUUACAUAAACUAUUAAUGGUAUAUAGUAAAUAAUAAGCAACCCAAUAAGUAUAUACGAUCUUGACCGUCAUUGUGGAAUGAGGGGAUCUGCGUCAGUGUGCGUGCGCGUGUGUAUGUGCGUUGGGAGCGGGGCGGGUGGAGUGGGCGGGGCAGGCUGCAGGAAGAGCUCGCAGCGUGUGCGUGUGUGUGUGUGUGAGUGGGUCGCCAAAACAGACAAAAAACGAGGAGUGCAUACGAGCAGAAGUGCUGCCGCUGCCCCAAAAGAACGAUGCUCGCACCGAAAGUAACUCAUAUUCGCGACUGUGACUGUGUCUGUGUCUGUGGCUGUGACUGCGAGAGUGUGUGCGUGUGCGGCGACGGAUCAGGCAAAUAUAUAAAGCGGCGAUCGGGCGAUGCAAACUGCUCAUUCCGCCGCCGUUCGUUCCGUUCGCUUUACUUUUCGUACUUUUCUCGCAUAUUAAAAAGUCAAACAAAAUAAUAAAAUGAAGCGAUCGCACACAUACUCACGCACAUAUGCAUAUGUACGAGUACAUAUACAUAUACAUAUAUAUAUGUUUAAAUACAUAUAUAUAUAUAUAUGCACGCAAUGGCCGCCAUUGACGUCGACUGCGCUGCCGACUGCGCUGCCGAGAGUAUAAAAGCAUAAAAUCACUUCGUACUCGGGUUUAUUAAAACCAAAACUGUGCAAGUGUCAAGAUCGUUUGGCAGCAGCAAAAAAUAAAAGAAGAUAAUUAAGAAAUAGCCAAGGACCCAUGCAAAAUAAUCGCAAUACCAAAAAGUUCUAGUGAAAUUCACAAUUCUGACUUGCAAAGUGAAAGUUUGGCCAUUAAAAGCACGAUAAAAAUUCACAACAGCACGAUCAAAAAUAGUAUCAAGCAAUUAGAGCAGAAAAAGCAACACAAAAAUUAAAAAAAAACAGGAACGCGACGCGCCCGCAAAAAGCGAAAAAAAAAGAAAAUCGAAAGUGUUCUACUGACAUGGAUUACUUUGUGCCCCCCAAACUACAAACACAACAAAAAGAGCAGAGAAACUAGCACUAGUUUUUUCUAUUCAGACUUUCGGAGAGUGAGAAGAAUCGGAGAGAAGCGAAGAGAGCAGAAGGCCGGUCCGAAAUAGAAAGCAAUACACUGAAAAAUCUAUUUAACUGGUAUAUAGGAAAGCUAAUCUCUGGAAAUAUCUAGAUAGGGUGCAAUGACAUUUUUAGAUAGCGUAGAUAGCGUCAAGGUUAAGAAACCAAUUUUGCGAGCUUUACUCGAAAGCCAGAAAUGUUUCGAGAAAGAGUUUUCUGAAACUUCUGAAGGAUUUCAUCUAAGUCUUAACAAUUUUACAUUUUCUGAUAGGUAAGCAUAGAAGUGAAACUUAUAAAUGAAAUUAAAUAGAAAUUCCUAUUUAUAAAAACACAACAAAAUUUAGAUUUUAGCUUAUUUAAAAAGUUUCUUUCUACUUAGACUAGGUCUAACCACCCCCACAUUCUCACCGUGUAGAUAGCGAUCUCUUCUAUUUCGAGGUGUACGUGCACUUGGCCACACGCUCUCCAUUCUCCACUCUCCAUUCUUUGCUCUCGCUUCUCCGCGCACUAAUCCGCGCUCUUUUGGCUAGAAGAGCGGCGGAGCAGCAAUUCUAAUUCGCAUUCUCGCCGCCUCGCUUUGAACUUGAACUUUAAAUGCACAAACCAUAAUCAUGUCUGUAUGCUUGUUGUUGCUGCCCGCUGAGGGCGUGCUCUCUUGGCAAACAUUGGCUAGCUCUACGGAUUGCUAUAUACUGUAUAUAUAGGCAGCGCAAUCAGUUGCGAGGCGGCACUCGUUCCAUUUGGGCGCUCGACAAACGCCGGCUGAUCAGUUUUCGACUGGCCUGCAAUUAAUUCGGCUCUUGACGAGCCCCAAAAGUGAAAGUCGCGAGUGAAAGACGUGGCAGUUUUAUAUUAAACGUAAAAUACGAAAACGGCCAGCAGAUCAAACAUGAAUAGAGUACGCAAAACACGAAAUGCGAAAUCCGAAAUGCGGCGGCAACAAGUUAAUAAAUUAAGACGGCAAACGAAAAAAAUCCAGAUUCCGAGCAAUGCAAAGAAAGUGGCACAAGCGCCUUGCUUUCAUCGUUAAAAAUUCGACAAAAAAAUAUACGAAUAAAAAGGAAAUGAAAGAAAUGCAAUCGUUCUAUAUCCGUUAUAUCAGUUUCCUUAUAAAUCUAGCCUCUACUAGGCUUUGUCUGUGCAUACGAAAGCCGAUCAGACAUAGCCUAUAAGAGGUUAGGUGUACCAAGGUGAAAAAUCAGCGAAAACGGAAUCGAUUACAGUUUUGGGGCUCGCGAAAGGAGGAGGAGGACGCGACUGCCUGAUAAGCACGAUCCCUCCAGCAUUUCCCCCCCAAAUCAAUAAUAAUACUUUCCACCUAUGUAUCUACCCCCUUUCAGCUGGUUUCAUUUUGGAUUCCCCCAUUUGGACUGGCUAUUUUUGCCUGGCCUGCGUUAUUUAUUAGUUUAUAAACCAUAAAUGUAUACUUGAAUAAAAAGGCGUUUUCUCUUGA
This is a messenger RNA of Drosophila yakuba, 3332 nucleotides long. RefSeq lists its product as uncharacterized. NCBI's taxonomy places the organism in Eukaryota, Metazoa, Arthropoda, Insecta, Diptera, Drosophilidae. The transcript is spliced from 2 exons. Bases 523 to 744 code for a protein of 73 amino acids. The record is from RefSeq and is a predicted model, not a curated record.